Molecule: messenger RNA, 1104 nt
Organism: Penicillium roqueforti
Lineage: Eukaryota; Fungi; Ascomycota; Eurotiomycetes; Eurotiales; Aspergillaceae
Product: glycoside hydrolase family 88/105 protein
Exons: 1
Coding region: 1-1104 (367 amino acids)
Biological process (GO): carbohydrate metabolic process
Source: RefSeq, a predicted model, not a curated record
AUGUCGUCCCCUCAGCCUACGGGCGCCCAAAUUCACAACGCCGUCAACCUGUUGAUUGAUAACUUGGUCAAUAUCAAAGACGAGACAGGAACAUUCCUACUGCCACUUCCUGAUGGGCGCAUUAUCGACACAAAGUCAUGGCAGGGUUGGGAGUGGACACACGGAAUUGGACUGUACGGCGUGUGGAAAUACUACGAGUUGACGGGCGACGAAAGAUUGUUGCGCAUCAUCGAAGACUGGUUUGCUGCACGAUUUGCCGAGGGUGGCACUACCAAGAAUAUCAACACAAUGGCUGUGUUUUUGACUCUCGCCUACGUCUAUGAGAAGACCGGCAAUGUCACCUACCUGCCGUGGCUCGAUGCGUGGGCUGAGUGGGCGAUGCACGAUCUCCCCCGCACCCGCUACGGUGGCAUGCAGCAUAUGACUUAUAUCACAGAGAACUACCAGCAGCUCUGGGAUGAUACUUUGAUGAUGACUGUUAUGCCACUCGCGAAGAUCGGAAAGCUUCUGAACCGACCCCAAUAUAUCGAAGAGGCGAAAAAGCAAUUCCUCACUCACAUUAAAUAUCUUUUCGAUACAAAGACUGGUCUCUGGUUUCACGGCUGGACUUUUGAGGACGGCGGACACAAUUUUGCAGAUGCGCGCUGGGCCCGUGGCAACAGCUGGGUCACAAUUGUCAUUCCCGAGAUCAUCGAGCUACUCGACCUCCAACCAAAUGACCCUAUUCGUCUUCACCUGAUAGAUACACUCGAGGCACAGUGUGAGGCCCUUCAGCGUCUUCAGUCGUCAUCCGGCGCGUGGCACACUCUCCUUGACCAUCCCGACUCGUACUUGGAAGCCUCUGCGACCGCUGGCUUUGCCUACGGUAUCCUCAAGGCCGUUCGGAAACGUUACAUCGGUGCCCAAUACCGCCCCGUGGCUGAGAAGGCUAUCAGCGCAGUGAUGGGAUACGUGGACGAGAAAGGAGAAUUGCAGAAUACCAGCUUUGGCACCGGGAUGGGUGACUGUCUUGACUUUUAUAAGAAGAUUCCAUUGACCUCAAUGCCUUAUGGCCAGGCUAUGGCUAUUAUGGCUUUGGGCGAAGCGUUGCGUGGUUUGUUGUAA